CGGGCGUUAUACUUUUUUAAAGUGCUCAUUCAAUGGUAUAGCUAAGACCAUCUAAAGUCUUUUAAUUUUUAAACUUCUUUAAAAGUUAGUUUUAUGGAGUUUUCUUGAGUUUUUAAGGGUUCCGAAAAGAUUUAUUGGGCUUUAAGAAUAUUCAAGCCGUCACAAAAUCUUUCGCUCUAAAUGAUUUCCAUAGCUCUUUAAUACCUUUAGAGUCUCUAACAAGCUUGCCUUCGAUAGUCCUUAAAAGUAUAUAUGUUUUCUAAUUUUAUAAUUUAUUUUUAUUUAUUAUAUAAUUUUUUGAAAUUAACAUGGUUUAAUGUCAAUGCUGCGUGACGUGUGUAAAAAAAUACCGUUACAUUUUAUUGUUUUCAUUUUUGGAGUAAAUGUUUGCUCUAUUUAUGUUUAUGUUUUGAUUAUAUGGUCUUGUGCCGAAGUUAAAUUUAUAUAUUUGGUCAUUUAUUUAAAUAUGUGGAAAUUAUUGAAUUCUUUGAUAUUUGUAUGGUCGUUGUUUGUAACUAGUCUUGUCACAGGAAUGGGAAAUACUGUAACCAAAUUAUUUACUACAUCUAUCUUAGGCGUUUCAUCACGUGCUACAUUUUGAUUUCAAAUUUAAGCGGGACCUGGUUAGCUUUUGGCAAAGAGGGUACUCUUUGCUUUUGGAGAGAAUGGCCAAUCCGGUGGCCAUUUUUUUAAACGUUACCGUAUUGAUUGUAUUUCCCUGUGGCUGUAGUGUGAAGUUAGCGUAGAAUCUGGGGGUUAAGUACACUAUAACCCCAACCAAAAAAGGAAGUAAAAAGAUUACUCCUUCAAGGCUUCAAACGAUACGUUUUCUCCUCCUGUCAGACGUAUUUAUUAGGUAUCCCUCUCUUGUUCUGGGCCCUCAACACUCAACAGGCUUUCGCCCAAUUACAGAGUGACCCGCAUAAUGCUUGAGUUGUUGAACGAUGUCAAUACGAACCUGCACCUUAAAAAAGUUCAUUUGGACUUAGAUGCCCUAGGCGAGAAUAGAGAAGGAAAGGUAGAAUUUGAAAUAAGAAACACAAACACUUCAGAGUAAAUCAUUAUAUGGUUUGAUAAUCGAUACUCUUCAGUCUUCUACAGUAGAUCAAAAGAUGGGUCUCAGAGGUCAGGGCGCUGGAGGGGUUAAAUCCGCCUCUGUGGAAAAGCCUUGUCUUGAUCUUGUAUACUGCACAAACUACACAAAACUCGGCAAAAUGCGAAACAAGAGUGAAACACUUCGUACUACUAAGCAUCAGUUGGUAACCCAUGAUAACGAUUAUCUUAAAUUGGCACUUAACGUUUAACGAUACAUGUUCACUUUACGUUAAUUCAUCUGAUUUAACAGGGUUGGUAGAUCUAGAUAUUGAUACAAUUACAUUUGUUUCUAUGGUAAUUUCAACCAAGCCUGUUACACUAUCGUCAAUCUCCUAUAAUUCUCACGUUAGGUACAUAGAUAAAUCAAUAACGUUUCGGCAAUCUUCCUCCCUUCCAUUAACCCCAUUGUAGUUUACAAAUUUCGCGAUGAAAUACUUUUGAGCCAGUCUGUCUCCAUGCUGUAUCAUAAACUCCAGUGACCACUUAACACAUUACUUAUCUAAUCAUUGUGCUGUGUUCUUUAUAAAAGCCAAUUUAAAAGGCAAUCAAUUUAUUUCGAGUGCCAAUAGGCUCUUCGCAAAAUGAAAUUUGCAAUCAUUCUUGCUUUUCUUCACUUUUGCGAUGUAUUGGCCAAUCAAUGCGCUCCGCGUAGUUACGGUUAUAGCAGCGUAGUAUGUGUAUGCAACGCAUCUUAUUGCGACAACUUUCCUCCAAAUACAAAACCACAGGACAGUAGCUAUUUUGUGUACACUACCACAGAAGGUGGUCUCAGAUUGCUAAGACAAAGCUACCAUUUUCAUGCAUACGAAAGAAAUAGUACAGAUACAAUCAUCACCAUUGAUUCUUCAAAACGACAUCAAACGAUAAUCGGCUGGGGUGGCGCAUUCACUGAUUCAACAGGAAUUAACAUCAACUCCCUAAGUGAACCGGCGGCAGCAACACUUCUUAGGGCGUACUAUUCUGACAAUGGUCUUCAAUAUAACAUGGGCCGUGUUCCGAUUGGAGGUACCGACUUCUCGACACACGGCUACUCUUAUAACGAUGGCGAGGAAGAUCCCAAACUGCUGCGUUUCAAUCUAACGGCCGAAGACUUUAGCUACAAAAUACCUCUAAUUAAACAAGCCCAGGCGCUUGUUAAAGGCGAAUUAAAGUUGCUAGCCUCGGCGUGGACUGCUCCAAAGUGGAUGAAGCGCAAUGGAAUGUAUACAGGGCCUGAUUUCUUAAAAGACGAAAUGUACCAAGCGUGGGCGAACUACUUUGUCAAGUUUUUGCGUGCCUACGCCACGGAAAAGAUUAACUUUUGGGGCUUGACAACAGGAAACGAACCGUCAACUGGGCUUAUUCCAUCUAAGAUUAACUCAGUAGGCUGGCUUCCUGGGUCAAUGGGCACCUUUAUUGCGGAAAAUCUUGGUCCCACUAUUCGCAAGUCGGAAUUCGCAUCCAUCAAAUUGUUAACAAUUGAUGAUCAAUUAUUUAUGUUCCCCAAGAUGAUUGAGAUGAUAUUUAAAAAUGAAAAGGCUAAAGACUAUAUAGAUGGUUUUGGGCUGCACUAUUAUUGGAACUGGUUGCCCAGAACCUGGCUAAAGGAAACUCACGAUCAAUAUCCAGAAAAAUUCAUUUUGGCGACAGAAUCUUGUGAAGGUGUCGGAAUUGAUCAACCGCACGUUAAAUUAGGCGAUUGGAAGCGAGCCGAAAACUACGCGUCUGACAUUAUUAAGGAUCUGAACAACUGGGUAACUGGAUGGAUAGAUUGGAACAUGGCACUUGAUUUAACUGGUGGGCCAACUUAUAUUGACAACAAUGUGGACGCGCCUAUCAUAGUUAACUCUACAGCCGGAGAAUUUUACAAACAGCCCAUGUAUUACGCUCUGGCACACUUCAGCAAAUUUCUACCCGAGGGUUCCCAAAGAAUCUCAUUCACUCAAACUACAAAUGAUAUACUUGUUACUAGUUUUAUUAGACCGGAUGGCGCAGUUGUUGUCACUAUUCUAAACCCAAAUCUACAUGAUGCGCCUAUCAGAAUUCGGCCAGUUGACAACAAACAUGCAGAAGUUCGAGCAAAUAUACCGACUAAAUCAAUUGUCACUAUAGUAUACUAAGAGGAUGAUACUGUUGAACUCUCAAGAAAAAUAACUAAAGUUCACAAACCUUCUCAUUGUUGACAAUGGUUUUGUUGGAUAAGACAAUCACACAUUUUUAAUUUAAUUUACAUGAAUGUAGAGUGUGUACGGUACUACUUUUAUGAAGAGUGUUCUAAUUUUGAAAUAUAAAGUUCGUUAUCCAUU
Molecule: messenger RNA, 3380 nt
Organism: Photinus pyralis (common eastern firefly)
Lineage: Eukaryota; Metazoa; Arthropoda; Insecta; Coleoptera; Lampyridae
Product: lysosomal acid glucosylceramidase-like
Exons: 8
Coding region: 1677-3194 (505 amino acids)
Biological process (GO): glucosylceramide catabolic process
Molecular function (GO): glucosylceramidase activity
Source: RefSeq, a predicted model, not a curated record